Molecule: messenger RNA, 1628 nt
Organism: Homalodisca vitripennis (glassy-winged sharpshooter)
Lineage: Eukaryota; Metazoa; Arthropoda; Insecta; Hemiptera; Cicadellidae
Gene: Bem46
Product: protein ABHD13
Exons: 5
Coding region: 298-1329 (343 amino acids)
Cellular component (GO): membrane
Molecular function (GO): palmitoyl-(protein) hydrolase activity
Source: RefSeq, a predicted model, not a curated record
UGAAAUUACUCUUCUUAGUAAACCAGUAAACGUACUGACUAGUUGUAUUUUUUAUUUACAAAUUGUACUAAAACUAUUUCAGACGUACUAAAUCUUUUCAUAUUAUUUUGAAAUUUUAUUACAAUAAUUGUAUGUUUAUCACUACAUCUACUUGUCUAGAAUGUUUAUUUAUACUAAAAUUUGAUUUCUUAUCAGAACAGUAAUUUAAGGUUAUGUCUUUAACCUACAUGCAUAUCAACGGGGAAUUAUUUGUCGUAUAUUUGUCGAAAUAAUGUUUUUGAUAUAGUUGCUUAAAAAAUGACGAUCGUAAGGUUAAAAAUAUCUCAAAUUUGGCAACUUGUUCUUCCUGUUGUAAUGAAGUGUUGGGCACUUUCUAGUGCUGCUGUAUUUACAUUUCUGUUGGUCUACUGGGCUUAUGGUGGUCUUCUUGCACUAUUUCUACUUGGAUUUGCAAUAACAGGUAUUUUCUACCACAUUCAGGAUUCUCUUUUGUAUCACCCUGGGGAGUCAUUUCAGUCCAGAAUUUUUGUCCAGACACCUUCUGUAUUUGGGCUUCCAUAUGAAAAUGUCUUCAUGAGGAGUAUCGACGGAACACUUCUUCACUUGUAUUUCAUAAGACAACCAGCGGAGAAAGUAUCACAAGUUCCCACGCUGGUCUACUUACACGGCAAUGCAGGAAAUGUUGGUCACAGUCUUGUUUACAGGCUUUACAAUGCUUCUGAAUUGUACAACAACCUGCACUGCAAUCUGCUCAUGUUGGAAUACAGGGGAUACGGGUUGUCAAAGGGAUCACCAUCUGAAGAAGGCCUCUGUAUGGAUGCUCGGGCAGCCAUUGACUUUCUUUCUUCUAGGCCUGAUGUCAAUCAAAGACUGAUAAUUGUGUUUGGUAGAUCAUUAGGUGGAGCAGUGGCUGUGGACCUUGCAGCUCGGCCUGAGUACAGUGCUCGGAUAUGGUGCCUCAUACUGGAGAAUACAUUCACCAGCAUUCCAGACAUGGCUUUAACACUCAUCCAUUGGAACUUCAUCAAAUAUUUUCCAUUAUGGUUUUUUAAGAACAAAUUUAUGUCGAAGAGGAAAGUGUCUCACAUUCAAGUACCCACCCUGUUCAUAUCCGGACUGUCAGAUGCUCUGGUACCUCCUGACAUGAUGAAGGAGCUUCAUACGCUCUGUGGCAGUCUACAGAAGCAGCUGCUCCAGGUGGACUCGGGCACGCAUAAUGACACCUGGGUCUGCCCGGGCUAUUAUGCUAACAUUGCCAACUUCCUCAAUUCCAUGAUCAGUUUUCAACCUGAUCCUCCUGUCUUAAAGUCUUGUAUAAAAUCUGUUUGACAGUGUUUUUGUAUGAAAAUAACAGUCUGUGAUAGUGCAAUUUUGUAUAGAUGUAAGUUUGUAUUCUGUACAUUAAGUAAUAUUUUAAUAUAGUGUUUUUUACUCACUAUGAAGGACACAUUUUACCAUAGAAAACAAUAUUUCACCUUCACGCACAUAACAUAAAAUUGCCAUGUCAUAAUUUAAAUUAAAUAAUUUAUUACAAUUACAUAACAUACUUUGGUUACAUUGUAAGUAUGUUGUACAUAGCUAUAAAUUGUGUGAUAACGACGAAUAAAGUUUUAAUUUGAUUAUUUAAA